Schizophyllum commune H4-8 is the source of this 913-nucleotide messenger RNA. RefSeq names its product inorganic phosphate transport PHO88. Gene Ontology annotation, biological process: protein targeting to ER. The record is from RefSeq and is a predicted model, not a curated record. Gene Ontology annotation, cellular component: endoplasmic reticulum; mitochondrion. The coding region runs from base 70 to 633 and encodes 187 amino acids. Lineage: Eukaryota; Fungi; Basidiomycota; Agaricomycetes; Agaricales; Schizophyllaceae. The transcript is spliced from 6 exons.
UGCUGUGCUGCUUGUCGUCCACCACCACCACCACCUCAGCCUCGUCCCAUACGCCCCGCGGCCGUCAAGAUGAAUCCCGCCGUCCAGAACAUGGUCACCUCCCUCGUCCUCAUGCAGGUGGGGAAGAGGAUACCGUUCGAGAAACCGGAGGUCCUCAACUACGCGCGGAUUGCCUACGUGGUGAUCCAGGUCAUUAUCCUUGGGACGUACUACUAUAUUUCGAUGAAGAUCAAGGCUAAGGAUGACAAGACGGUGCUCAAGUACGUUGAGCCGCCAACACCCAUGUCCGGGCAAACGGAGGGCGAGCUGGUCACAACAACCGUCCGCGACUACGACCUCGCCGAGACCUCGAAGGCGAUUAAGGGCGCCUACACCGGCAUUGCCAUCAUCGCCGUCAUGCACCUCUACUUCAAGUUCACCCAGCCGCUCUUCAUGCAGAGCGUCCUCGGUCUCAAGGGCCUCUACGAGUCCAAGAUGGUCCAGCUCUACAUCCUCGGCAAGCCCGCAGAGGGCGACCUCGAGCGGCCAUUCAAGUCGGCGGCUGGCUUCCUCGGUGCUGCUGCCCCCGGCCCGCAGACGGACAGAGCGGCCAUCGCGGCGGCGGAGAAGCGCGCCGCGAAGAAGGACGAGUAGAGGCUUGCAUGCACAUCCGAGUGGACGCUCCCGCAUCAUUCGAGUGGACGCUCGCGCAUCAUCCGAGUAGACGCUCGCACACCAUCCGAGUUAUCGCUCACGCACCAUCCCACCACCGCGGCGAGGGCACGGGGCCCGUCUUGUAUACCUGUACUACACUACUGGAAAACGACAUAUGCCGCUAAUGCGCACUUUAUGGCUGUAUCUGGGGCUAUCUCGCCGUCGCUUCGAGCUUCUAAGGUUGAAUGCGAAGCGAACUCCACUGUGCUCUCCACUGAAC